Molecule: messenger RNA, 1254 nt
Organism: Colletotrichum destructivum
Lineage: Eukaryota; Fungi; Ascomycota; Sordariomycetes; Glomerellales; Glomerellaceae
Product: Putative S-adenosyl-L-methionine-dependent methyltransferase superfamily
Exons: 9
Coding region: 56-1132 (358 amino acids)
Source: RefSeq, a predicted model, not a curated record
UUGAGCUUCAGAUGUCAUUGACAUUGGCUCACCUACUCUUCACGCCUUACUGGCCAUGGCUGAAUCCGGCCACACGAUUGUGCUUACCCCCGGAGACGAGAUCCCUGAUGACGCCUCGGAGCUCGACAGCACUGCCCCAUCAAGCAACAGCAUCACCAGCUCCAUCAUGGACUAUCGUCACGAGAACGGUAGAACCUACCACAAGUACAAGGACGGCAAAUACAUCUUUCCCAAUGAUGAAAGGGAAACCGAGAGACUGGACCUGCAGCACGAGAUUUUGACCUACACGUUCGAUGGCAAACUCGGGCUGGCUCCGCCCUGCAGAGAAGACGCCAAAGUCGGACGUGUCCUCGACGUCGGGACGGGCAGCGGUGUAUGGGCUAUCGAAUUUGGCGACUUGCACCCCGAAGCUGAGGUAGGUUCUCGGCGUGGACCUCUCGCCUCCCCGUCAGGAGUUGUAAGCAGGCCUGUCCCUCGCGACCCGAAAGAAAUAGAAUGUGCCCAGAAUUCUGAAAUUUUCGAGGUUAGCGUCCCCCCAAACGUCAGAUUUGAGAUUGACGAUGUGGAGGAGGAGUGGAUGCACUCGUCGCCGUUCGAUUACAUCCACAGCCGGUUCAUGAACGCGAGCAUUGCAAACUGGAAGGAAUACAUAAAGAACUGCUAUGACAACCUUGCUCCUGGCGGAUAUCUAGAGCUCACGGAAAACCAGGUUGACCCUGUCUCAGACGACGGUACAUUCCCCCAUAACUGUGCCAUAGACAAGUAUGUCCGAGCCAUCCAGGCAGCUUCGGAGAAGAUGGGGCGCACUUUUGUUGAUGUCCCAACUCUUAAGAACGUCAUGGAGGAGGUCGGCUUUCUCAACGUCGAGCUGCGGCAGUACAAGUGGCCCAUGAACCCAUGGCCCAGGGAGGAAAGGUACAGAGUUCUUGGACUCUGGUGCCUGGAGAACUUCAGUAAAGCCCUCGAGGCCGUGUGCGUGGCACUAUUCACGCGGGUGUUCAACUGGACCCUCGUUGAGGUCAACGUUUUUCUUGUCGACGUCCGUAAUGAUUUGAGGAACCCGAAUUAUCACGCCUACUUUAAUAUCUACUGCCUCGUCGGCCGUAAACCCGGGAAGGAGAGUGUUGGUUGAGCCUCAGUGGCUAGCGAUGAAAAAGAACACGUUGAGGCGUAAUGGAAACCCACCAUAUAAAGUAGCAUUAUACUAGAAAUUGUUAUUGUCGCAACGCUUGACGUGAGCCAAGUUUGUUUACC